Molecule: messenger RNA, 1743 nt
Organism: Lotus japonicus
Lineage: Eukaryota; Viridiplantae; Streptophyta; Magnoliopsida; Fabales; Fabaceae
Product: protein ALP1-like
Exons: 3
Coding region: 465-1625 (386 amino acids)
Source: RefSeq, a predicted model, not a curated record
UCUGUUGUGUUGCAAGUGGAGCUCAUUGUCAUUCUACUUGGUCGUGUGUUGAGAUAUGGUUCUCAUCAGAUCUAGCUUAUUUCAGAUUCUUCGUUGGUCCUUAAUCUCAUUUCAACACACAUAUCACCCAUUUCAUGUGUACGCUAGUAUGAUUAACUCGUGUUAUUUGACUGCUGUCAGCGACCUCAACAUACCUUGAGAAAGGGAAAUGCAUCGGCAGAUUUUUUAGACAAGAUCGACUCCUCUUCCAAAAAUAAAAACUCAUUUGGGUGUUUCUCUCAUUCUGAUCAGCAAUUAUUCAGGUGUUGUGCUCCUAAGAACACCUUUGAUUUCAUCUUCCAUGGACUUCAAAUCUUGCUCAUCAUUAAUGGGUUGAAGAUUUUCCUUGUCUUUGUCUUGGUGUGUUGUUAUUAAUUGGUGGGAACUUGCAAGUUGCAACUUGUUUUUAUUGUGGGUGGUGGUCAAUGAGUUCCAUCAAAGGGUUCAAGAAGAGGAAGAAGACUGAAAACAAAGAUGACCACACUGCAACCCCAUUGUACUCCCAACCCUCCGAUUGGUGGCAUCACUUCUCCCACAGAAUUUCAGGACCUUUAGCUCAAUCUAAAGAUAUAGGGAAAUUUGAGUCAGUUCUCAAGAUCUCAAGAAAGACGUUCAACUAUAUUUGUUCUCUUGUGGAAAAAGAUAUGCUGGCCAGAUCCUGCGUUGAUCUAAAUGGAAACCAUUUAUCUUUGAAUGACCAAGUAGCUGUUGCUCUUAGAAGGCUUAGCUCUGGCGAGUCAUUGUCAACCAUUGGCGACUCAUUUCUUAUGAACCAGUCAGCUGUUUCCCAGGUAACAUGGCGGUUUGUGGAAGCUAUGGAAGAGAGAGGGCUCCACCACCUUAGCUGGCCUUCCACCGAAACUGCAAUGGAAGAGAUAAAGUUCAAGUUUGAGAACAUUCGGGGCCUUUCUAAUUGUUGCGGUGCAGUUGACAGCACACACAUACUGAUGACUUUGCCCUCCGGAGACACUGAGAAUAGUGUAUGGCUUGAUCGUAAGAAGAAUUGCAGCAUGAUCUUGCAAGCCAUUGUGGACCCUGAUCUGAGAUUCCGCGAUGUAGUUGGCGGAUGGCCAGGGAGUCUGAGUGAUGAAUAUGUGCUCCGACACUCGGAGUUUUUCAAACUUGCUGAAGAAGGGAAGAGGCUAAACGGGGCGGAGAAAAUGCUCCCGGAGGGAACUGCGUUGAGGGAAUAUAUAAUUGGGGAUACGGGGUUUCCCCUUUUGCCAUGGCUUCUCACUCCUUAUGAAUGCAAAGACCUCUCGGAUGUCGAGGUUGAGUUCAAUAAAAGGGUGGUUGCAACCCAUAUGGUGGCUAAGAGAGCACUGGCUAGGCUGAAGCAGAUGUGGAAGAUAAUUCAAGGUGUGAUGUGGAAGCCUGAUAAGCACAAGUUACCAAGAAUUGUCCUUGUUUGCUGCAUACUGCAUAAUAUAGUGAUUGAUAUGGAGGAUGAAGUGAUGGAUGAAGUGCCCUUGUGCCCUCAGCAUGAUUCUGGAUAUCAAGACCAGACUUGUGAAUUUGCUGACAACACUGCCUAUACAAUGAGAGAGAAGCUUUCCCUCCACUUAUCAGGCAAUCUUUCAACUUGAAAGAUUUUUUUCUUGUGAUUGUUACAAUUUAAUUGGAGUCAUAUUGACAUGGAUUUUUACUCCUAUUUUCAUGUUGGUUGGCAACUAAGUUUGACACAAAUAAAUAUCAAUUGUUUAA